Syngnathus acus (greater pipefish) is the source of this 1674-nucleotide messenger RNA. RefSeq names its product D4, zinc and double PHD fingers, family 3 (gene dpf3). The record is from RefSeq and is a predicted model, not a curated record. The transcript has 12 exons. Lineage: Eukaryota; Metazoa; Chordata; Actinopteri; Syngnathiformes; Syngnathidae. The coding region runs from base 130 to 1305 and encodes 391 amino acids. Gene Ontology annotation, biological process: nervous system development. Gene Ontology annotation, cellular component: nBAF complex.
GCUGUUGGCUGCACACAUUGGUUGCUUCUAUGGGUCAAACCGCACACUCCUCCUCCUCCUCCUCAUUUUUGGGUCCGAAACUACAUCGAGAUUUCGAAUACAGUAUUACGUUACUGGUCCUGCUGGAAAAUGGCGACUGCGAUCCAGAAUCCAUUAAAAUCGCUGGGCGACCAGUUCUACAAGGACGCCAUCGAGCAGUGCCGCAGUUACAAUUCCCGCCUGCGCGCUGAGCGCAGCGUGCGGAUGCCCUUCCUGGACUCGCAAACCGGCGUUGCUCAGAACAACUGCUACAUCUGGAUGGAGAAAUGCCAGCGGCAGCCAGGCAGGGUGUCAGGACAGAUGUACGCCUACCCGGCACGUUGCUGGCGAAAGAAACGUCGACUCCACCAACCCCUUGAUCCCCAACUACGCUUGUGCGAGCUUCGGCUAGAGGCCGAGCUGGCCCCCAAGCGUGAAGGCCCCCCAGGGGAGGCCACAGCCCUGGAGGCCCUUCUUAGGGGAGACAACCUCCUGGAGAAAAAAGGCAACGUGUGCAAGGAGGAGGAGACUUUGCUGGAAAUCCAGAGAGUGCUGGAAGCCGAGGAAAACGGUGACAGCUUUCAAGACGACGAAGAUUUUGAAGCGGAAACGCCCAAGAGGAAGAACAGAAACAGAGGCAAAAACAGAGGCUCCAGUCGCAAGAAGAGCGAAGCGCUCAGCGUGGACGACCAGGACAAACCUUACGUUUGCGACAAUAGACACAAACAAAAGCAUAACUCAAAAAAGGCUGAAGAAGUCUGCGGAAAGCGUUACAAGAACCGUCCUGGCCUGAGCUACCACUACACGCACACUCAUCUGGCAGAGGAGGAAGGGGGCGAUGACGAGAAGGAGAGCGAGCCGGCCUCGUCCCCCCCGCGACCUGACAACCACAAACCUCAGAAAGGUCCCGACGGCGUCGUCAUUCCCAAUGACUACUGCGACUUCUGCUUGGGGGACCAGGACUCCAACAGGAAGACGGGCCAGGCCGAGGAGCUGGUGUCCUGCUCCGAUUGCGGACGCUCGGGCCACCCGACAUGUCUGCAGUUCACAGACAACAUGAUGCACGCGGUGAGAACGUACCAGUGGCAGUGCAUUGAGUGCAAGUCCUGCAGCCUCUGCGGCACCUCCGAAAAUGACGACCAGCUGCUGUUUUGUGACGACUGCGACCGAGGCUAUCACAUGUAUUGCCUCAAGCCCCCCAUGACCCAGCCUCCAGAAGGAAGCUGGAGUUGUCACGUGUGCGUUGACCUGUUGAAGGACAAGGCCUCAUCCUUUGGCGACGUAUAAUGGCCGCCUCUCUGGCAGUGUACACACACAAUAUAGCCUUUAAAUUCAGUUUCGUCAUGUUUUUUGCUGAAUCAGACUGUGUGUGGGUGUACCUAAUGAAGUGUCCAUUGAGUGUAUUUACAAUGUACAAUACAGCCCCCUCUAUACAUACACACACACACACACACACGCCAAUGCAGUUUUUUGGAUUGAUUUUUUUUUUCCCCCCUCUCUACCUCUCAUGUAGCAGAGACAACCUUAUGCUAAUCAGUCUACCUCACCGAUCAAGCACAUCUCUUGAUUACUUAUGUCAGUUUUUCUCAACAAGCGUAACUUGCGUAAUUUCAUGUUAGACUUUGUGAAACAAAAAUAAAUGUCUUGUAAAUUUGA